AUGACAAGAAACUCUUUUAAUAAACUAAAUAAUAAUAAACCUGCUUUAAAUACUAGAUCAAAAAGUAAAGUUAAAGAUAAUAAUACAGGUUUAAGUGCUAAAAAACCUCUUUCAUCUCAAAUUAUUAAUAAUAAUACAAAUUCAAGUUCAAAUUCUAAGAGAUUGCUUUCAUCUCAAAGUAUUAAUAAUACAAGUAAUUUAUUUAAAAAGAAUGCAAAAGAAGCUUCAUCUUUAUCUAAUUCAGAAUUACAUAAAACUAAUGAAACUUAUAAUAUUGAAUCUGAUGAUGAGGAAAAUUCUAAUAUUUCUAAUUCAGUGGUGGAUAUAAAACUCAAAAUAAAGAAUCAAUUUUUUAUUUCUGCAGAAGAAAUAAUGCUAGAAAUUAAAGAUCAAAUCUGUAUAAUUAGAGGAGGAUAUACAUCUAAAAUAAAAGAAUUAAUUUUCGAUACUUUCAAACUUGAUAAAGUUAAUGCAAAUACUAAACCUAGUGAAUUACAAAUAUGGAAAUGUUCUGAGCCAGUAAAACAAGUUUUACAUAAAUUGGAUAUUUCUAUUGAUAAUAAUGAUAUAACUUAUAUAAACUAUUUUACUCAAGAAGUGUUUAAAGAAGAAAGUCCAAGUGAUCAACAGUUAGCAUUUGUUCGAUCUGUAUGUCAUUGUCUUUUAGAUGAAACACAUGAAACAACUAAUGCUGAACAACAUUAUAUAGAGGCUAAAAUGGAAGAAUUUUUA
This is a messenger RNA of Entrophospora candida, 732 nucleotides long. The record is from the annotation of a GenBank genome assembly. Lineage: Eukaryota; Fungi; Glomeromycota; Glomeromycetes; Entrophosporales; Entrophosporaceae.